GCCGUGGAUAUCAGUACGCCACCCACAAGCCACCGGUCGCAACCGCACUCCGUCUAUAUCACCCCCGGCCUCGCCACCUUGGGACCAGUGCCUCUCCCUCCUCCCUCUCUCGCAACCUUUCCCCCCGUCUCGUUGGAAUCCAUGGCGUCCAAGUCCGCGGUCACCACCGCAGGUGGGCAGCUGCCCAAGGGCAAGGAGGAGUUCUCCUCCAUGGCGGACGUGUACAACCACGAGCUGACGCCGCUGCAGAAGCACGUCGCCUUCUUCGACCGCAACAAGGACGGCGUCAUCCACCCCUCCGAGACCUACGAAGGGUUCCGCGCGAUCGGGUGCGGCGUCGCGCUGUCCGCCUUCAGCGCAGUCUUCAUCAACGGACUGCUCGGUCCCAAGACCAUACCGGAGAACAUGAAGGUUGGAGCUUUCAAGUUUCCGAUCUACGUAAAGAACAUCCACAAGGGCAAGCAUGGCAGCGAUUCGGGCGUGUACGAUGCCAAUGGAAGGUUUGUUCCUGAAAAGUUUGAAGAGAUAUUCAAAAAGCAUGCUCACACCAGGCCUGAUGCCCUGACAGGCAAAGAGCUGAAUGAGUUGCUUCAAGCAAACAGGGAGCCUAACGACUUGAAAGGACGAGUGGGUGGCUUCACGGAGUGGAAAGUUCUCUACUCGCUGUGCAAAGAUAAGGAGGGAUUUCUUCACAAGGAGACUGUCAGGGCAGUCUACGAUGGCAGCCUGUUUGUGAAGUUGGAGCAAGAGAGGAAGCAAGCUAAGGAAUCUGCCAAGAAGAAAUGAUGAAAACUAUCCCAAUACCCUGUUAUUUGUGAUUGUGCGCAAGUAUGCGUAAAUUAUGGUGUGCUUGCGAGUAUGGUUCUGUAAAUUAAUGUUGUGAUUUGAUUUGGUGUGUUUGUUUGUUCUUUUAUGGAAUGAGAAUUCAAAGCCUGUUUGUCUAGAUAUCGCAGUAGUUUGCAAAUGAGGAUGUUUCCAAUUACUUAUAAUCUUAAUGUUGGUGUUUGUUUUA
Messenger RNA from Triticum dicoccoides, 1012 nucleotides. RefSeq names its product probable peroxygenase 5. The coding region runs from base 142 to 786 and encodes 214 amino acids. NCBI's taxonomy places the organism in Eukaryota, Viridiplantae, Streptophyta, Magnoliopsida, Poales, Poaceae. The transcript is spliced from 6 exons. The record is from RefSeq and is a predicted model, not a curated record. Gene Ontology annotation, molecular function: monooxygenase activity; calcium ion binding.